AGUCUCAAAUUAGAACGAAGUUAAUACUGGGGUUCGCAUAUUUGGAUAAUUCGGUAACAAUGUUCGAUGGUGAUACCAAUGAUCAAAAUAUAAGGAUGGCGAAUCGCCUAGUUGCAAAUCAUAUGAAAACUCAUGGAUAUGAUUACUCUUUAAGUGUUUUUGUUCCGGAAACUGGGCUGACUAGUUUUGAGUUGGAAGAAUUCACAAAAGAUACUUCCUCCUUCAUGCCUUGUGUUCUUUCGAGUGAUUCUGGAAAACAAACGAGUUUUCACAAAGAGUACUAUUCAUUAUUGGUGUUGAUUUUGAAAGCCUAUCGAGAAAUGUCGAGUAUCCCGAAAGAAAAUAAAGCUGUUCAGGUGGUUGAAACAAACGACCCUAACUUAGAUUACAGGUUGAACAGCAUUAAUAAAGAAUAUGAAGCAGUGAGAUCAUCAGAAAUUUUACACAUGAAAAAAACAUUUGAUGAUCGUCUGGAACAAUAUAGGAAUGAGAUGAAUGAACGAAGUCGGAUAGAAAUAGAACAACAGAUGCUUGAGUUUCGUCAAAAUGAAUUGAAUUUAUUGAAAUCAGAGUUGGAAGAAGAAUUUCAAAGACGUUUACAUCAAAAUAUACAGCAAUUACAAGAAGAAUUUGAAUUUCGCUGUCAGUCCCUCAAUGAAAAAGAGCUGUUACUCAGAGACAAGCACAAUCUGUUAAAACAAAAAGAGGAGCGUGAGGCAUUUGUUAGACGUCAAGCUCUACAAGCUGAAUUAGACGCUGUCCAGUUGGUAAAAUCACAAUUAGAUCAAGAAAAACUCCAAAUGGACAAUGAUAAAAUGCAGUUACAAAAAGAUUAUGAGAAAAAUGAAUUGGAAUUUAAAAAGCGUGAAAAUCUUUUGGAAAUUAGAGAAAAAACAUUAGAAAGUGAAAUUCAUGAACAUGUGAACCGAAUUCGUAUGGAAGAUGAAAUUAAACUGCUGAAACAACGCAAAGAAUUAGAAUUGCAGACUGUUCAACUUUCAGAAAAUCAGAAAGUGCUUGAAGAAAAAUUAAAAACCGUUGAACUACUUAAACAAGAAUUGGUAAAACAACAAAAUAAAUUCACAGAAAUGGAGAUUGUAGACUAUGAUACUAUUAAAACUCAGAAUGAAUUGUUCAAAGCUGAAGUUUCCAGUUUAAAAAAACAAUUGAAAAGUGCUGUGAUUGAAUUGGAAGAACAAAAACAAAUUGCUGCAUCGGCAACAACAGAAUUAGGUGUACUCAAAGUUGUUAAACAAGAGAUGGAGAAACUCAUAAACACGUUAAAUAACGAUCAUGCUGCGUUCGUUCAAGAAAAAUUUACCUUACAAAAGAAAUUAAAUGAACAACAAAAUGAAAUAUACCGACUCAUGGAACGUCUUGCUUUAUGCGAAGGGGAAAAUAAACUGAAUCAUGCACAAAAUAUUGAAGCUUCCUUUGCAAAUUAUUCAUCUAAGCAAGAUCAGAAUCCAAACAAUCCGCAACUAUUAACUGAAGCUGAACGUCGUUCAAUUUAUAAAGAAUGUAAUCUGUCGAUUUCAAGUGAUUUAAGUCAUGAAAGUAUGAUUGAUGCAAAUAAGCAUGGAAAGUCAUGCAUUAAAUCCACUCAAUUAUCAAUUGAUCCUAAUUCUAACGAUUGGUUAAAGCGUUUAGAAUUAUCACGUCGUCGUAUGGCUCAAUUACGAUUGGUUAAUGAAGAGUUUGAUUCAAUUUACGAAGAAUGGAAAUCAGUUGAUUUAAAAGAAUUUUUAUCGAAAAUUAAUUGUGACUUACCGACUUUCUUGAAUGAGCAUAAAUUAGAUCAAUUAAUUAAUUUGAACGAUGUCAACUUGUCCAAUCAUUUAUUCAUGACAAACAACAAUACUGAAUCGGAUCAUGUUAAGCACCAUUGUGAACUUGAUCAACAGGCUGAAAUGCAUCCGUGUCAUGACAAUGAACAUCUGACCUCAGCUACUAAACUUAAUCCAGAAUCGAAAAAUAUGAAGACAGAAUCCGAACAGAUGAACCACAAUGCACAACUUCAUUUCAAUGCAAGCAUUAUACGAGAUCGUCCAGUCAGUUCAUCCAGUAUUGAUACACCGAAAUCAAAUAAAUUAGCCUUGAAAGAAACAUUAAGUAUAAGUUCACAUAAACCUAUAAAAUCAUCUUCAACUAUCACUCAUCAUAGUUUUAAGAAGAAACCUAGUGAUCACCUUGCAAUAAAUAAAUCAGAUGUCGAACAUUCUACAGAAUCAAUAUUUGAAGCUGAAUCUACCGAGAAUAGAACUUCAAGAAAUUCUCAAACUAAUUCAUUCGCAAGUGAUAUAUCAUAUCGUUCUGUUUCGAAUCGAUUUGACACGAAUAAUGAUGAUGAUGAUGAUAGAAAUAAAUCUGUGCAUAGUGAACAUAAUAAUCAUGCAAAGGAAGAACAAGAAGAAUCGAUUAAUUCAAAGAAAGCUAAUUUCAACGAUAAAAUUGCCAAUAAUUAUACUGGUGAUAAUGUUGAUAAUACUGACAGUAUUAAAAAAAAGAAUCAUGACACUAUUGAAAAUGGAUUUCCAUUACUUCUAGAAACCUCACGUUAUGAUCGUGUAGGAGAUUCAUUGAAACAGUGUUCAUUUGGUAAUAAUGAUCGGAACAAACCGAUAUCCAAUGGGAGCAUCUCACCAACAAUACACAAUACAACCAUGAAAAAAACUGAAUGUAAUGGCUUAAUGGAAAAAUAUUUAAAGCUCAGUUUAAAUGCUAACUCCAAAUCACCGGUGCCAACUACAUACAAUCAUGCACUGAACGAAUCUAAAGUAGCAAAUGGAUUUCAUUCACCUAAUCAUUCAAAAGAUAAUGGUUUAUUGUUCGAGAAUGGCCAUCAUUUUAGUUCUAGUGAAUCAGAUAUUAUCAGUUUGAACAAUGAUAAGACUAAGUGUCAUAAUUCACCAGGAAAUUUCAACAAUGAUGAAGUGAUUCCAAACGACAUUGAUAUCGACAAUAAUUCAGACUACGUCUGGUAGACAGCUUUUGAUCGUUUACUUUCUCACACGUAAUUACAAUCAUAUGGCUAAAUUUUACUCUUUUUAUGUAUGUACCAUUCUUAACAAAGACUAAAUCGUUGCCAUUAUUGUUUUAACCUAUA
Schistosoma turkestanicum is the source of this 3106-nucleotide messenger RNA. The record is from the annotation of a GenBank genome assembly. NCBI's taxonomy places the organism in Eukaryota, Metazoa, Platyhelminthes, Trematoda, Strigeidida, Schistosomatidae.